Messenger RNA from Orcinus orca (killer whale), 4544 nucleotides. It is a transcript of the gene BMAL2, whose product is annotated as basic helix-loop-helix ARNT like 2. NCBI's taxonomy places the organism in Eukaryota, Metazoa, Chordata, Mammalia, Artiodactyla, Delphinidae. Gene Ontology annotation, molecular function: protein dimerization activity; DNA-binding transcription factor activity, RNA polymerase II-specific; RNA polymerase II cis-regulatory region sequence-specific DNA binding. The record is from RefSeq and is a predicted model, not a curated record. Bases 236 to 1960 code for a protein of 574 amino acids. Gene Ontology annotation, biological process: regulation of transcription by RNA polymerase II. The transcript has 17 exons. Gene Ontology annotation, cellular component: transcription regulator complex; cytoplasm; nucleus.
CCCGGUCCGGCGGCGCCCAGACCCCCGCGAGCGGGCGAAUCCCCGCCGCACGUUCCGCGGACUCCGCUGGCCGCGUGCCCGGGGGCUGCAGUGGCGGCCGCCGCGGCACCGGGCAGAGCCCCGCGUGUGCCCGCGCCCUCACCCCGGGACCGCCGCCUGGGCCGGCGCAGGGCGAGCCCGGGGCUCUCCAUGCUGCCGGCCCGGGGGCUGCGGAGUCGGCCGGGUGGCUCCUGCGAUGGCGACGGAAGAGGAGGAGGCGGCGAGAGGUAAAGUGUUGAUCGAAGGGAACCAGUGCAUUGCUGCCAUGGUUUCCAGUCAUCUGAGCCCAUGGACAAAACCAGCAACUAUUGGAUCCUUCAGCCCACCUGUGACAGAGUUUCCAAGAAAACGAAAAGGGAGUGAUUCAGACCCAUCCCAAAUGGAAGAUGGUGAACAACAAGUAAAAAUGAAGUCCUUCAGAGAAGCUCAUAGCCAAACCGAAAAGCGCAGGAGAGAUAAAAUGAACAACCUGAUUGAAAAACUGUCCGCGAUGAUCCCUCAGUGCAAUCCCAUGGCACGGAAACUGGACAAACUGACAGUUUUAAGAAUGGCUGUUGAACACUUGAGAUCUUUAAAAGGUAUGACAAGUUCUUAUGCAGGAAAUAAUUACAGACCUUCAUUCAUUCAGGAUAAUGAGCUCAGACACUUAAUUCUUAAGACUGCAGAAGGCUUCCUAUUUGUGGUUGGAUGUGAAAGAGGAAAAAUUCUCUUCAUUUCUAAAUCAGUCUCCAAAAUACUUAAUUAUGAUCAGGCUAGUUUGACUGGACAAAGCUUAUUUGACUUCUUACAUCCAAAAGAUGUUGCUGAAGUAAAGGAACAACUUUCUUCCUCUGAUAUUUCACCAAGAGAGAAGCUAAUAGAUGCCGAAACUGGUUUGCAAGCUCACAGUAAUUUCCACACCGGAAGGAGUUGUGUGUAUUCUGGCUCAAGACGAUCCUUUUUCUGUCGAAUCAAGAGCUGUAAAAUCUCUGUUAAAGAAGAGCACGAAUGCUUACUCAACUCAAAGAAGAAAGAUCAUAGAAAAUUUUGUACUAUCCACUGCACUGGUUACUUGAGAAACUGGCCUCCAAAUAUUGUUGGAAUGGAAGAAGAAAUGGACAAUAAGAAAGACAGUAGUAAUUUUACCUGCCUUGUUGCCAUUGGAAGAUUACAUCCAUAUAUUGUCCCACAGAACAGUGGAGAGAUUAAAGUGAAACCAACUGAAUUUAUUACCCGUUUUACAGUGAAUGGACAAUUUGUCUAUGUUGAUCAGAGGGCAACAGCAAUUUUAGGAUAUCUGCCUCAGGAACUUUUGGGAACUUCUUGUUAUGAAUAUUUUCAUAAAGAUGACCAUAGUAAUUUGACUGACAAGCACAAAGCAGUUCUGCAGAGUAAAGAGAAAAUAUUUACAGAUUCAUACAAAUUCAGAGCAAAAGAUGGCUCUUUCGUAACUUUAAAAAGCCAGUGGUUUAGUUUCACAAAUCCUUGGACCAAAGAACUGGAAUAUAUUGUGUCUGUCAACACUUUAGUUUUGGGACAUAGUGAUACUGGAGAAACAUCAUUACUUCCUUGCAGCUCUCAAUCAUCAGAAGGAUCCUCAAGACAGUCUUGCAUUAGUGUGCCUGGAAUGUAUACGGGAACGGUACUUGGUGCUGGUAGUAUCGGAACAGAUAUUGCAAGUGAACUUCUGGACUUACAAAGGUUACAGUCUUCUUCAUCCCUUGAUGAUUCAAGUCCAACAGAUUUAUUGAAAGAUACUCACACUAUAAACUGCAGGAAUAUGUCAAAUAAGGAGCUGACUACACUAAGUCCUUCUGAAAUAGGGGAGCUACAGGCUACAAAGCAAAACCAAAGUGCUGUUGCUCCCCAUAGGCAUGAACCACUCCUUGGAAAUAUUUUUUCCAUCCCCUCACUUUCAGUCCAUGUGUGUCUUCAGUCCUGAAGUGGUUCUCUUGGCACAUCACAGCCUUCUUUUUUUUUUUUUUUUGUGGUACGCGGGCCUCUAACUGCUGUGGCCUCUCCCGUUGCGGAGCACAGGCUCCGGACGCACAGGCUCAGCAGCCGUGGCUCACGGGCCCAGCCGCUCCGCGGCAUGUGGGAUCUUCCCGGACCGGGGCACGAACCCACGUCCCCUGCAUCGGCAGGCUGACUCUCAACCACUGCGCCACCAGGGAAGCCCCCACAGCCUUCUUGUACAAAGGAACACCAGACAGCACUGUAGCAUUCUGCUUGGGGUCUGUUUUAAGCAGUGACAUCAACAAAAAAACACUAAAAUGUGAAAACCAUGGUUCCCCAAAGGAUGCUCGUUUACGGUAUCAGAGCUGAAUCAGGAAGGCAGUGCAUCACCUUGCCCAGCCUCAACUGGGAAUGUGUGGUCAGGAGACUCAAAAUUUCCACUGCCCUGCGCGAGUCCACAGAUGACUGCAAAAGUGCCAAGAGUUUUGAUUUUGAAGUUUAUAAAUAAAUUUUCGUGAGUAGGUCAGUUUGCAAAUAUGGAAUCUGUGACUAAUGAGGACUGACCGUAUAUAUUCUUGGUUCCUCAGCCACCUCUCCCUCAAGUACCUUCAUUCAUUCUUGGUCUUCUGUUCUAGAACCUUCCUGGGCCUGCUUUCCUGACGCAAAGUCCUUAAUCGAAUCCCUUCCCUCCCCACUGUUAAAGUUGGCUAAUAUCUACCACUCUCUGCAGGGAACAUAUGUGAGCUCGCAGGAAUUGAUUGCAAUAAAUUCAAUCGAAUUUAACAGGUCAUAGUUGAUAUGAUGCCUGUUCCAGAGAUAUUUAUGAUGUUGUAAAAUCUGUUCCUUCAUUAUAUUUAAUGAAACUUUAAUAAAAGUUUGCAGAGUGGGAGGGUGGAUUCUAAAGGAAAUGAGGAUAAAGAAGGAACAUUUCUGAUAUCAUAUCAUGUAAGGGACCACCUACUCUGGGAACUGAAACUUUCUACCUAGGCCCAUGGUUGUAAAAUAUAUUCUGUGAAGUCUAUGGUCCUGGAGUUCUGUUUAAUGCCAGAAAUCUCAGAGCAUGAGAGCUCCCAGACCACUCUUCCUGGGGUCUCUGUAUUUCAAACUUUCAUCUCAAUGUCCAAGGAGAGAUGUACCUGUCGAUUGGCCCCAAGUUUCUAAGCAGAUGGGAUUUUGGAGUUGAGCAUCCCUCAUACCAUAGGAGAUCGCUGGCGUUGGAGUACCUCCUCCAGUGGCUGGCUGGCUGGGAAAGCAUGUACCAUGACAGCCUUUGAAACGUGGUCCAGAUUCUUUAGGGUGGUUUGGGUUUGCCAUCUGUUGUUUAAAGGUUUAUCAUUAUGAAAAGAUGAUUCUAACUAGAGCCUGCUGAGAUAAAAGCUGCUGCCCCAUCCCAUGCUGGGGAAUAUGAGUGUUAUUUCAGUGGCUGUGUGCACAGUUCUGUAAAUCUAUUCCUUGGAUUAAAGCCCAGCUAGAGAAUGGAACAUUCGCUUGUAUGUAUUCCCUGAAAAACUGUCACAAAUUCUCAGACAUGAAGGAACAGCAAGGCUGCCCUGGCAGCUCCCCACAUCGCAGAAUUUCAAAAAUGCCUGUUGUCUCAUUAGAACGAACUGUCUGGGGCUUCCCUGGUGGAGCAGUGGUUGAGAGUCCGCCUGCCGAUGCAGGGGACACGGGUUCGUGCCCCGGUCCAGGAAGAUCCCACAUGCCGCGGAGACGCUGGGCCCGUGAGCCAUGGCCGCUGAGCCUGCGCGUCCGGAGCCUGUGCUCCGCAACGGGAGAGGCCACAACAGUGAGAGGCCCGCGUACCGCAAAACAAACAAACAAACAAACAAAAGAAAAAAACGAACUGUCUGAACAAAAGGAGGUAGGAAGAGUGAAAGGAGCCUGGAUACGGGCUGCUUUCUCAGCCUCCCGGCCCCUCCUCCGCCAGCCUCACUCCUCCCAGAUGUUUUCACUGAACUCCUGUCGGCCUUCCCGGCUUACUCUUUGGCUCACUCCCCAGGGAGCUGUAUUCGCGCAAGUAUGGCAAAUGUGUGAAUCAAGAAGAAAGAUUGCCUUUUCCCAGUUAGGAAACUAGUUUCAGUUUGCUUUUAAAACGAUACUUUUUUUCUAAUUCUGAAAGUUGUCAGGCUCAUUGCAAAAAGUGUUGAAAAAUGCAGAUAAGCAGCAAUGCAAAUCACAAAAAUCAAGUAUAACCCCGUCUUCCGCAUAUAAUCAUUGUUGACAUUUUUGUUUUCUUUUAGCCUUUCUCUGUGAAUCAGUGCGAAUAAACAUGUUUCCAGUUGGAUUAUAUUGGGUAUACUGUUUUGUAUUCUGCCUUUUCCCCCACUUGGUAGUAUAUUCUAAAUAUUUUGCAAUGAUAUCAUGUAUCUUCAGAUUAUAAAUUUUUAAAAUAGACUUUAAUUUUUAGAGCAGUUUUUAGGUUCAGAGAAAAAUCGAGUGGAAGGUGCAGAGAUUUCCCAUAUACCCUUUGCCCCCACACAUGCAUAGUUUCCCCAUUUUCAGUAUCCCCCAAACCCCCAUUUUUAAUAGCUGCAUGGUCUUCCAGUUAACCAAUUCCUAUUGUUGAACUU